Messenger RNA from Seminavis robusta, 822 nucleotides. Lineage: Eukaryota; Bacillariophyta; Bacillariophyceae; Naviculales; Naviculaceae. The record is from the annotation of a GenBank genome assembly.
AUGAUGAUGAAGUCUCCUUCCCUUGCCGCCCUGAUGUUGGCCACGAUGGCGUUGGCCUUGCUGGAAAAUGCCACUGCCUUUCUUCCAAUGCCAUUUCGAUCCCGCUCUUCUUCGAGUCCGAUGGUGCAGUUCAUCCCGUUUGAAGCACCAACACCAAACCUUGUUGCAACGACCAGUUUGUCUGCCAAGAAGAAACGUAAAAAGAAGAAAAAGGUAGCCACCAGUGAAAGGUCACCACCUGAGUUUGAAAUUACCUACAAGUUUGGGAAUGGACCCAGCACAACGGCGACCUUGGAAAGGCCUCAGACGGUGGAAACACCUACUACUGUGCAACCAGAAGAAGAAGAACAGCCUGAACUUGUAAAGGCUCUAGGCGAUGCCACGGAUGGGAUGGAUGCAGAGGCAGUGGCUGAAGCCAAGGCAGCAAGUCUAACAGCACGAGCAAACGAAGUGGCGAGAGGGAGGGCAGAAGAAGAAGAGAGAGAGAAGGCGGAAGAAGAGGAGGCUAGAAUCCAAGCGGAAGAAGACGAAGCGGCUAGGAUCAAGGCGGAAGAAGACGAAGCAACUAGGAUUAAAGCAGAAGAGGAAGCAUCGGCAAUCAAGGCAGAGCAGGAGGAAGCCGCACGUAGAAAAAGGAUUGAAGAGGAAGCAGUUGGCGCAUUCAGAGGGCUGCCCUAUCACAUCAUUGAAGCACGAAAGCAGCCCAAGUCGCCAUUACAGGGGGCAAAGUUGAAGGAUAAGUAUGCAUCCAUUGAGGAUUUGGGGGAACGUGCCUUUGCAAUCUUGGUGGAUCUCUACAUGAUUGAAUUGCACGAAGACUAA